Messenger RNA from Neoarthrinium moseri, 1860 nucleotides. RefSeq lists its product as uncharacterized. The record is from RefSeq and is a predicted model, not a curated record. Gene Ontology annotation, biological process: regulation of DNA damage checkpoint. NCBI's taxonomy places the organism in Eukaryota, Fungi, Ascomycota, Sordariomycetes, Amphisphaeriales, Apiosporaceae. Gene Ontology annotation, molecular function: protein binding; DNA binding. The transcript is spliced from 2 exons. Bases 1 to 1860 code for a protein of 619 amino acids. Gene Ontology annotation, cellular component: nucleus.
AUGACCUCGCGUCUGGCGCUCUCGUCUUCGGCCGUGGUGGUCCCGCUCACGGCGCGUCACACCCUCAGCGCCGCUCACCACACCCUUUCGAACGGACAGUCCCCCAGAUCCGAUUCGCGCGGAGCCGCAGGAGCGCGCUAUCUUGGCUCUGUGAAUUCGACAGUUGUUGCUGAGCAUUUCCACUGGCCAGGGCGCCUCUGCUCGUUUCUUUUUGUUCUUCUUAGCUCAGGUUGCCUUUCGUCACCUCGUCCCUUUUGUCUUGCCCUCGCCGGGCUGGCCGGUCCUUGCCUGCCUGCCUCACCACUCCCAACCCCCAACCGAACACUCGGCAGCACUCCCAAGAUGGUGAGCGCCUUCGAGGCCCGGCGGCGCGAAAAUGUCGCCAACAACGCGAAGCUGCUCCAGGAGUCUGCAGCCAUUGGCGCAAAGAUGGCAAGGGCGGCCAAACCACCGCCUAAGCCGGCUGCCGCACCAAGGAAGAGGAAGGCUGCCGCCGAGCCAGUCCAGCGCACCCGCGUCAUGCCCACCCGCCAGAGCGCCAGACUGUCCGGAGGCGCUGCCGAGACCGACUUGGACUCCCUCCAGACCAAAUCCGAGCUGCUAGAGGCCCAGAAACCCGCCAAGCGGGCACGAAUCACCGGUGACCUCGACGUCUCCAAGCUCAAGGUGGAGGGUUCGAGAUGGGCCAAUGGCGACGCGCUAGCAAGCUUUGCCCAAGGCGCUCAGCCUGGCGUGCGGACCUUCACCGACGACGACAUCAAGGACACCGACAACGAGGAGCUCAAGAAUCUGAGGAAGGGCAUGCAGGAGCUUGAGCUGUACGAUGGCUGGCUUCCGAAUGACAUCAAGAUUACGCCAGAGCGCGUCUACGCCCUGGCCUUUCACCCCAUUCAGGACAAACCCAUUGUCCUGGCUGGCGACAAGAAGGGUAUCAUGGGCGUCUUUGAUGGCUCCCAGGAGAAGCCACAAUAUGACGAUGAGGACGAGGACGCACACGUUCCCCUGCCCCAGGUAUCUGCCUUUGAGAUGCACACGAGGACCAUCUCGUCCAUAUUGGCGCCACAGUCUGACCCCAACUCGGUCUUUAGCGCUUCCUAUGACUCUACCAUUCGGUGCCUGGACCUUGCAACGCAAGUCAGUAGCUCCGUGUGGGAGCCCGCAGAUGCUGAUGAGGAUCUCGCCAUCACCUGCAUUGACAUGUCUCCCGAGCAGAAGGAUGUUCUCGUGUUCUCGACCAUGGAGGGCUCGCUCGGUCGAACCGACCGCCGCACCAAAGAAAAGGCCGAGAUUUGGAGCCUGACUGACAACAAGAUUGGGGGGUUCUCUCUACACCCGCUGUUGCCGCACUUGGUGGCCACGGCUUCGCUGGAUCGCACCUUGAAGAUCUGGGAUUUGCGCAUGAUCAAGGGCAAAGGCGAGAUGCGGCACCCCUCGCUGCUCGGUGAACACACUUCCCGCCUUUCGGUCUCACAUGCUUCGUGGUCUAGAAGCGGCCAUAUAGCAACGUCAUCUUACGAUGAUACUGUCAAAAUUUAUGACAUGUCAGAGGCGGCUAAGUGGAAGCCCGGCCACAAUAUUACAGAAAUGGAGCCCGCUAGCACCAUCCGCCAUAAUAACCAGACAGGCAGAUGGGUCACCAUCUUGAAGCCACAAUGGCAACUCAGCCCUGCAGAUGGUAUUCAUAAGUUUGCCAUCGCCAACAUGAACCGCUUUGUGGACGUAUACGAUGGCGAGGGGAAGCAGCUAGCCCAACUAGAAGGAGAAGGCAUUACGGCAGUUCCUGCCGUGGCUGAGCUGCACCCGACUCAUAAUUGGGUAGCUGGUGGAACUGGCAGUGGAAAACUUUGUCUCUGGAUUUGA